Molecule: messenger RNA, 2439 nt
Organism: Folsomia candida
Lineage: Eukaryota; Metazoa; Arthropoda; Collembola; Entomobryomorpha; Isotomidae
Product: dual specificity protein phosphatase MPK-4
Exons: 11
Coding region: 697-2049 (450 amino acids)
Biological process (GO): protein dephosphorylation
Cellular component (GO): nucleus
Molecular function (GO): protein tyrosine/serine/threonine phosphatase activity
Source: RefSeq, a predicted model, not a curated record
UCCUUCCGGAGCAGUCGGUCGAGAAACAGCUUUCUCGCCUUUCUCCAAUAACGGAGCCACACUGGAAGAGAUUUGGAGCACUUAUCGUAAACCUCUCUUGGACUGCUACUUGGUCCAACAAGCGUUUACAAAAUUACCAAUUGUGUACCUCGAUAAAACUUUAAGAACAUCACUUUGGUGCUACUUACUGCAUCUUAAAGUCGUCAAACGGUCUAAAAGCUGCUGCAAAGAACGACUACCACCUUUGUCUUACAAUCCAACUACACAGCUUGACCCGUUUGUUGGUCGUACAUAACUGUGUAUGUACAAACGGGUGGUUUGAAGCCAAAUCACACAUUAGUCUCGUCUUGUACACACUCUGGUGAAGAAAGUGAAUGAAAUCAGAACAGAUCUUUCGACUCACUUUCUCUUUGGAAUGCCCCAGCAAAUUAGUCCGACUUCUGGUUCAUACGACUACGUGUACAUUAUAGUGAAUUGAAUCUCUGAGGAGCAGCAAAAUCCAGACUAAAAAGCUUCUUCUUCUUGCCUGCUCUGUCAGGGGCACAAAUGGGCUCAUUUUUCUUUUGCAAGUUAACCAAGAAAGCAUUCACAUAGAAAAAGGAAUAACAUCAUCGUCAAGUGCUCAUCAUCAUCAUCAUGUCCGGCGAGUUCUACAUAUCUUGAGCAGCUGACUUUUUCACAUCUUUUUGGGUAACAAUGGCGACUAUCGUGACCCCAGAGGAGGAUACUUUGUCUCCCGUCUCCGAGGACGCACCUGGUCCUCCAGCAAAACUUUCCUCCAGCGACGAACUUUCUUCCAACAAGAAUGGCAGCGGAGUUGUUGGCUGUGGGGGUGAAAGUAACCACGAUGUCCGGGAGCCAGAAGUGAACGGUGGACGCGACGGUGUUGCUCUAUCGGAGGAAAUUAUUCGUGUUCAAGUUGGUGCUGUGACCAAGAAGCUUCAAAACGUUGUUGUGGUAGACGACGACGACGACGUUCCUGCCAACUGUGAUUUGGUUGAAGAAAAUUUGUACUUGGGAAAUUUGGCAGCAGCCUGUGACAUCCACCUAUUAAAAAAAUAUCGGAUAAGUCACAUUCUUACAAUAGAUUCAUGCCCCCUUCCCUCCAAAAUCCAAGAUCUUCCACAAGUCACCACCAAGUUUCUGAAGGUAAGCGACAUGCCAAGGGAGGAUAUUUUGCAAUACUUUGAUGACACGAACGAGUUUAUCGAUUCUGCUCUCAGGCUCAAGAAACGCGUCCUGGUUCAUUGUUAUUACGGGGUCUCCCGGAGUGCCACAUUAGUGUUGGCGUACCUCAUGCAAAAAUAUAGACUUUCCCUGGAGGAGGCGCAAAACAGACUCGAGCAACGACGCAGUGUGGUGGGUCCUAACUACGGAUUCCUAUCUCAACUCAAACUUUACGAAGUAAUGGAGUACAAAAUCCAAAAGAAGAACCUCUUUUUCAAAAGGUUUCGACUCCACGUCGCCUCCGACAAGUUGAAAGCAGCAAAAGUGUUAUCCACUCCGUACAAAGAUGUGAUAAAACCGGACCCUGCUCUUCUUUGUGUCUCACCCGAACCCGUCGUCUACCAAUGUCGACGUUGUCGGCGAAUUCUGGCCUGUGCGACAAAUAUUUUGCCCCACACGGAAGGAAAGGCUCCAAUUUGGUCUGAUUUUCCUCGCCCCCAACUGGACAACAGCCAACAACUGGACGAGUCGGUGGCCACGGGGGCUGGACCCUCGGACGCCGAAGGGGAGAGCGAGGGUGAGAGCAGUGGUGGUGCUGGGAGUGGUCCUCCCCCCCUUCAACAGCACCUCAUCCUGCCACCACCUCCCAUCUGCACCCAAAUGCUGUUCAUAGAACCACUCGCCUGGAUGACGGAUGUAACACAGAAUUUACAAGGAAAGUUGCACUGUCCUAAUGCCAACUGCAAGUCAAAAUUGGGGUCCUUUAGCUGGGUGAUGGGGUGUCUGUGUCCGUGUGGUGCAAAAGUACAGCCAGCGUUCUAUUUGGUGCCAUCAAAAGUGGAUCGCUCUACUUCAGUUCUUAACAUACAAAUUACAAUUUGAAAGAGUUUGAAAAAUAUCAUGAAGAAAUACUUACAACGAAUAUUUUGUGACAUUAUUGAUAAGCAUGUAAUAAAUAGUAAUAAUCAUACUCGUACUACAUACGUUAUACCAGAAAGUUUCUGGCAGAAGCAAUGCUGAAACCGAGAACUAAACUAGUUCUCAUGAAAUAUUUUUUAAAGAAUUGAAAACGCGAAGCAAUAUGUACUUACGCAUAUAUUCAAGACUUCCUAUUAUUAAACUUUAAUAAAUGGCUCUAACUUUAUUUGUCCACGUAUUUAAAAAAAUAUUCAUCCAUACCAGCGUAACAUGUACAAUGCCACCAACAAGUGUUAAUAAUAACUAUCAUCUAUCAUUUGACUAAAAAUGAAAAUAAAAAAAAUGUAUCUAAUA